Mesorhabditis spiculigera is the source of this 5010-nucleotide messenger RNA. The record is from the annotation of a GenBank genome assembly. NCBI's taxonomy places the organism in Eukaryota, Metazoa, Nematoda, Chromadorea, Rhabditida, Rhabditidae.
AUGGUUGUUGUUGUCGAGGAUAAGCCUCCAGUUCGGCUACCACGGUCGAGAACCACAUCAGUAGCGAAGACACUGGAAAAGGAUGCAAUUAUGGAGAAGCCAGUUGCUGGGUCAACAAAGGAUGAAGACAGCGGCGAAUCUGAUAACGACGACGAUCUGAGCGACGGUCCGACUCAUUCUGAAGUCGAAUACGUUGAGGAGGAGCUGGUCGCCAUUGAUUACAUGCUGGAUAAUCUGCAAGAGGUGAUCACAAAAUUCCCGUGUGAGCACACGAACAUCAUCCCCGAAUUCGCUGACGUCGAAUUCUUCAUGGUGUCCGUUGACUCGUUGAUCAUCGAGUGUUGUGCCCACUCAUAUCACAAUUGGAACUUCUCCGGCCAGACGCGUGUCCUCAAUGCUCAGGUUGACAACUUCCUCCACCAAUUCACCAACCUUGGUGGCAAAUUCAAGCUUGUGAUUUUCUCACAGCUCGCCGCCCUCUUCAAAAAGGAUACUACGUUGGGCUUUAUCCGGAAUGCAGUUGUUGGCCAUUUGAGCCAAGGGCCCUACAAGAAUGAUAUUGAGGUUUUUGAAUCUCCGAUCGAUGGGCGAUGGGCAAAAUACAUUGCUGACUUGACACCUUCCUUCUUCAUGGUGUCAACAAACGAUCCUACAACAGCUUUCUGCUCAGAAGAAGAUAUGAACUUCAAAUCGCGAUUUGAGACGAUAGUGCUUGACGUGCUCGCCCGAACCAUCCCAGUUGUUCCCUUGACAAAUAUUGUUGUCAAUUUCUCGUCAGUGAGGGCCUACUACAUCUCGCCAAAGCUUAUUCAAGCUAGUAACCAUGAGCAAUACUUGGAAGCGCUCUGGGGACUUGAUAGUGGAAUUGUCAAGGCCGAUACACAGCCGGCUACAUACAAGAGUCUCUCGGAGCUGUGGGCGCAUAUUAUCCGGGAUGUGAGAACGUCUCAGCAGCAAUUGUCACCAAAUUUCGAUGCGUUGGCGUGUGCCAUCCUGCUCUCAGCCGCUGUCACCCAAAAGAGGGGCUCAAAUCGAGUAUAUCCAACUGAAAAGCCGGACGGGAAACGUGGAAUUGAUGUCAUCCGUGAUCGCCGCCAUCUACUCAAAGCGGCUACAACUCUUGUUGAAAAGUUGAACUGGGCCAGUCUCAGCUUCCCGGUUGCCGAAUUAUGGGAUGGACGAAUGAUUAUGGCUCUAUUUGAUGCUAUCAACGCUGGAGAAAGCGUGCUACCCUACCGUCUCCAAGAUGAAUUCGCAGCAGCCCAUACACUAGCCGGUCUGGAUAAGCCAAUCCCUACCGAUACCACCGACAAGCUUCUUGAUGACCCCACCGAAGAGGUGGCAGAAGAUUUGACCCUUCCCUGCUUGCACAACAUUAAAUCCGCGCUCUUCGAUACCUAUUUGGCGGAUAUCAAAGGAAAGGAUAAGCCAGAGAAAGUCGAUGCGCCGUUCUCAGAACACCUGAAACAGAAAUACAACUGGAAAUUCUCAGCGGUGCCUGAACAAUGCCACGAGGAGACAGAAAAAGUCGAAGAUCCGUACUUGAAGAAGCGUGCGAAUCGAAGCCGGCAGUUUUUGUCAAGAUGGUACGAACAGUUUGCUAAUUCGCUUGAAGGAAGAGCGACCAACCUACUCGUUGAUUUCUCACGUGCUCCAAGAGCAAACAUCAUGCUCCAAGAAGAUGCAAAGGAGACCAAGGGAUGGGCUGGACAGAAGAAGGGUGGUGGCGGAGGAAAGAAGGGAAAAUCGAAGAAAGAAGAGAUCCUGGAGGCUAACAAAGCCAAUAAGGCCAACAAAGUGUUGGAGAAUGAGAGACAGAAGAUCAAGUUUGCCCUGCAACAGGGUAAGAAUGCCGUAGCUGCUCUCGGAGGAAUCUACUUCUCGCUCGAAACUCCGGAGAUGAAGGCUACUUGCGACUAUGAAAUGUUGAUCCGGCACUCCAGAGAUCUGCAAGACAAAUUCGUUGGUGAUGAACAUUUGGAUGAUCGACGUCGCUUUGCCGUGGACCUUGUCGGCCUUCUGAAGAAAGCCAUCAACCAACACUGGGAAUUCAUGGAUGACAAGCAGAAGGACGAUGUGGCCAACAUCUGGUACUCACUCGGCUUCGAGCCAUUCAGCCAGCGACGUGCCUCGACCGAUGCCAAAUCCCAAAAAUUGACGCUAAAAAUGAAUCCCGUCUAUUACCAGAUGCGAUAUGGUGGAGAGCUGAUUGACAUUCAAUCCGAUCCUCAAAAGGAUGAACGUGUCACGGGUUUCCACCCAGAUUCCUGGCAACGUGACAUGUUAAACGUUGUCGAUAAGGGAAAUUCGGCCCUUAUUGUCGCCCCGACAUCAGCCGGUAAAACCUUCAUCUCGUACUACUGUAUCGAGAAGAUCCUGCGAGCUUCGGAUGAAGACGUUGUUGUAUACGUUUCGCCCUCGAAGGCUCUGACUAAUCAGGUCUGCGGUUCCAUCUAUGCUCGUUUCCGAAAUAAGUCGAUGACGCCCGGAAAAUCGCUUUUCGGAACCCUAUGGAGCGAUUACAACUUCAACGCACUGAAUUGCCAGGUGCUUGUGACAGUUCCCGAUGCUUUCGAAGAUCUUCUGCUGUCGAAGGAUGCCGUGACAAAACAAUUCGUAAACAAGAUCCGCUACGUCAUUUUCGACGAAGUCCACUCGAUCGGAUCUUCUGAUGAUGCGGUCAUUUGGGAGCACUUGAUCCUAUUGAUCAACUGCCCGUUCCUUGCCCUUUCGGCUACUAUCGGAAACGUGAAUAAGCUUCACGAAUGGAUGUUCAAGCUGGAACAGGAUAAGACGAACAAAGCGCGUGGAGUCUCGUUGAUUGUUCAUCAGGAACGAUAUUCUGAGCUCGAACUUGCCAUUCAAGACAUCGUCAAGGCAGGUGGUGCCGAAAAGAAAGAGGAGCUGAUCCCGUUCAUCCCAUAUGGUGUCUACAUGCCAGAGAAGAUUCGCAUGUUCGGCAUCCCCGAAGAUCAACAACUUACUUCGCGGCAAAUCCUCGAGCUUUGGGAGAUCAUGAGCCAAUUUGACGAGCAGACGAAGAAAGCAUACGAACCAUGCUCUUUCUUCAAAUAUACACCAGAUAAGCCUGUCUGGCUCUCGAGGAGUGAUUUGAGAAAGCUGGAGAGCACCUUGAAAGACCGGUUCAUGCAUCUCCUGAAGAAUGAUGAGGCAACGAUGCUGCAAAUCUUGAAGGCAUUCCAAAAACCGCUCGAAAAGCAGCUCGACGCGAGAGCCAAGGCCUAUGAUCAGGAACAUCUAUUGAGUCAACACAUCGUUAGCUUAAUCGACAACCUUCAAGGCGAUAAGAUGCUUCCGGCUAUUUGCUUCAACGAAGAUCGAUCAACAUGCGAGAAAUUGGCGCGACAACUUGCUGCUGUUCUGGAACAACGACAACUCGAUUUCGAGAUGAGUGCCGAAUUCAAGGAAAAGUUUGAGAUCAAGAAUGAGGAAAAGCUGAUGAAACUAGCCAAGCGCAAAAGGGAUGCUGCUGAAAAGAAGAAGAAGGGAGACAAACCCGACGAGGAACCAGAACAAGAAGACUUCAAUUUCGAUCCGCUCGCGGCACAAAGAGCCAAGCUGAAGGAUGCUCUUGCCAAGUUCCGUCUUCACGGGCGCACCAUCAAUGACACUGAUGCCUAUGAGAAAAUGACGGAAAGGAUGAAGCGUCAAGCCAAAGGGCGCGAGAGCACCAGGAUCCUGCUGCAGCUCUUCGAACGCGGAAUCGGAUUCCAUCACGAUGCUCUUUCGAUGGUUGAAAAGGGUGCUGUUGAAGUGUUGUUCCGAACUGGCCACCUUUCACUUCUCUUCUCCACGAGUACCCUCGCCCUUGGUAUCAACAUGCCUUGUAAGACUAUCAUCUUCGGUAUCGACGAUCCGAAGUUGACUCCAUUGCUCUACCGUCAGAUGAGUGGUCGUGCUGGUCGGCGUGGCUUUGAUCAUUCCGGAAAAGUCAUCUUCACCGCUAUCCCCACUGGAAAGAUGCGUCGGCUGCUGACCGGUUCUUUGCCAAAUCUCCACCCCAAUCCUCCAUUCACCAUUUCUUACCUUCUGCGGAUAUUCUCUCGACUUCAUCAGGUCAACCCGCUUGAGGACGAGGGCUUCAACGAGUCCAAAGCUACCGUGCAGGCCAAGAGGCUCAAGUCGGCGACGAAUGUACUUACAAACUCAUUUGCCUUGAUCACUCGAGACGGUGAGGAUAAGGAGAACAUGAUGCGCCAACUCCGAGUGUAUACUUGGUUCUCAGCCCAACUCCUCCGUCAAGAACAGCUGAUUGACAACAAGGGUACUGGCCGCGGACUCUACCAACUCGUCAGUCUUCUGCAAGCCAGCGAACCUGGAAACUUGAUCUUUGCCCACCUCAUUCAAAACGAUAUCUUCCAUCAACUCUGCCGCAAAUACAAAGGCGAGGAGCUGAAGCUGAAAGUUCUGCACAUCCUGGCGACCCUUUUCACUCGAGUCUACUUGCCGCCAGACUACAACACCGCACGAGGGGUUCAUCUGCUUCCACUUUCUGAUUCUGUGAAGAGCGAAGUCGACUCGUAUGCUACCAGCGCCAUGGGAAUGUACGGAAAAUACAUGAGCUCCCUUGCGCCGAAUGGAAACUUGAUGGACCCGGAUUACGCUGUAUCUGGCGCAACCUUCACCACCGAGCAUCACUACAAAAGAGAGCUCGUCCCUGUCUUCAAUAAGCGAUACGCUUUCGAUGAGAGCUUCCUCCCGGCUAUUGAUUUGGAGCCUGUGGAUCAUCGAGGCCACAGACUCUACCUGAACUCGUACGCCCUCGACUUCUGGAAGAACGAAUCGCGGAACCAACUCUUGAUGUACAAUAAAAUCCCGGUUAACCGAGUAUGGUAUCUGCUUGAGGAGUUCAAGACUUCUCUCGCCAUCAUCGGCGACACCUUGCAACUUAUCGCUCGCCCAGCAGAUGUGGUUGCUGAUUUAAUGCUGAAUCUCUCCCGUGAAUAUGACGACAAGUUCCGUCGCGUCUUCGGUAUGAAGAAACGAACC